AUGGAUAACCAAAAUGUCUACCGCGAUACUCAAAGAAAACGUGAGAAAAGAAAGAAUGAGAACUUUUAUGAACGCGAAACGCGACUUGCUCGAGAUCGUGAAAAAAAACGCGAAAAAAGGGCAGCAGAAACUACUGAAGAGCAGGAGAGGCAUUUGGCCAGUGACCGAAACCGAAAACGGCACAAGGAAAUGCAUGAAACUAAUGAAUUAAAUAUCAUUAAUGAGCAACUAAAUCAAAAUACGGAUCAACAGGAUGAGCUUAGUAAAACAGAAAGUAGCGUGACAACACGUGUCGAGCCACUCUCCGCUACUGUUCUCUGUAAUAUUGAUCGAGAUAUGUUACGAAAUUUUCGGAAUAAAAUGGAUAAACUCAAACAUACACUUUGCCCUACAUGCAACAAGAGGUUUCCAUCCAUAGUGCUCGUCAUGAGAGAAUGUCGUCGAUGUUACAGUGAGAAGACCUUACCGAAAAGGUUUUCAGCUGAUAACAACAUGGAUCCGGGAGAGGUACCUGAAGAAUUACAAAAUCUUACCGACAUAGAAGAAAUGCUUAUCGCACAAGUCUUUCCCGUAAUGUCAGUCUAUAAACUUCGUGGAGGGCAAUAUGGGUACCGUGGCAAUGUAAUAAAUUUCCCCCAGAAUGUGCAAGAGUUCAUCACUCGCCUUCCUAGACACCCAUCGUCAUUAGAUGUAUUAGUUAUAUUUCGUCAGUCUGCAAAUUCAGGAUCAUUCAGGGAUUUUAUUGUUCGGCGAGAUAAAGUAGCUUCUGCAUUGUAUUGGUUAAAAGCAAAUAACAUUUAUUAUGCUAAAAUUACUAUUGAUAAUGAAAUCCUUGAAUCAUUACCUACCGAUGGCACAAUCGAGGAUCAAAUUCCAGAUAAUGAAAUAAUUGCAGAAGAUCGUAUUCAAAAUGAACAUCGCCCUAUAGCCUGGCCACAUAUUAACGAUAAUCCUAUUAAUGAAUUUAGAACUCCAGGCUAUAUUGCAUGCGCAUUCCCAAUGCUCUACCCAACAGGAUGUGCUGAUCUUCGAUCAGAACGGAUUAGAGACAUCAGCCCAGCAGCAUAUUUUAAGCAUCUACUACAAUACAAAGAUGGACGAUUUGCACGCCACAAUCGUUGGCGGUACUUUGCAUUAAAUUCUUUAAUGCAAUGGCGGGCACUACAAGAAGGCAAAAUAUAUAUUAAACAACAGUUAGGUGACGAACAACUUACUGUUCAAGAAAUCCAGGAGAUGAUUGCUCAAGGCGAUAAACAUAUUGCUGAUCGUAUUAUGCGAUAUGGUGAGGGUUUACGUGAAUCACGGCAGUUUUGGAUGGCACGGCGUCGUGAAUUGUCUGAUAUGAUUAAGCAAAUAGGUUCGCGUGGGCUUGUGUUCUUUACGUUUAGUGCUGCUGAUUUGCACUGGCCAGAACUUCAUGAUCUCAUGCCAUCUAACGAAAACUCCACAGAAGAAACUGAAAUGACCAGGCAUUAUCAUCAGAAUGUAAUAAAUAACCCUCACAUCGUUGCCUGGUUCUUUAAUAAAUGCUUUGAAACUUUUUUAAAUGAUGUGUUGAAGCAUAGAUGGAAUUUAGAAGACUACUGGUAUCGAUUUGAAUGGCAGCACCGUGGCAGUGUACAUGUGCAUGGGAUCGGAAAAAUACGGAAUGCACCUGAAAUCGAAUGGAUGCGGAUGAAAGAAGAUGAAAAUGUAAUGGGAGAAGUAGUGAUGUACCUAGAUUCUUUAGUUACUACGAUUAAUCCGGGCCUCAAUGCACCUAUUCCAAAUUGCUACCCGUGUAAAAAGCGACUCAGAGAGCUUAGAGAUGACUUGCAAGAUUAUACAGAAUUGGUUAAUAAACUACAGCGACACAUGCGAUGUAGCCCCUCAUAUUGUCUUCGCGUAAACAAAGCAGGUCAACAAUUGUGCAGGUUUGGUUACCCUAAAGAAAAUAGUGAUCAUACUAUUGUGCAUGACGAUGGAAAUGGCCAACCUGAACUCAUAACGGUGAGAAAUGAUCAAUAUAUUAACAUGCACAGCCGACUUCAGUUACAGGGUUGGCGAGCAAACAUAGACUUAAAGCCAAUUCUUAGUCUUCAUGCCGCUUUGCAAUAUAUCUCUAAGUAUGCAAGUAAAGCAGAACCACAAUCAGCAACAUUCUCUGAAAUAUUAAAUCAGAUCCUUCGAAAUAGCAACCCUGAUGAUCAAGUAAUAUCAUCA
Cetraspora pellucida is the source of this 2202-nucleotide messenger RNA. The record is from the annotation of a GenBank genome assembly. Lineage: Eukaryota; Fungi; Glomeromycota; Glomeromycetes; Diversisporales; Gigasporaceae.